CGGCGGCAGCAACCACCGCAGUAGCAGCGCGGGAGGGAAGCGGGCGAGCCAUGGACCUGCGGAAGGUGAGCGAGCUGCGGGCCUUCGUCAAACUCUGCAAGGAGAACCCGGCCAUCCUGCACAGCGACGACCUGCGCUUCUUCCGCGACUGGGUGGAGGGUAUGGGAGGUAAAAUACCACCAGCUCCAUGCAACACUUCUCAGGAAGGAGCUGCAGAAGGAGCUGCGGAAGGAACACAUGAGGCGAAAGCAGAAGAAAAGAAGCCCGAGGAACCGCCAAAGCCAUCAGAACCUGAGAGUGAAGAGAGUGAUGUGGAAAUUGAUAAUGAAGGAGUGAUUGAACCAGACAGUGAUGAACCUCAAGAAAUGGGAGAUGAAAGUCUUGAGGUAACGGAAGAGAUGAUGGACCAGGCGAAUGAAAAAAAGAUGGAAGCUAUUAAUGCACUAGGUGAAGGUGAACUUCAGAAAGCCAUUGAUUUGUUCACAGAAGCCAUCAAGUUGAAUCCACAACUGGCUAUCUUGUAUGCCAAACGAGCCAGUGUCUUUGUGAAAAUGCAGAAGCCAAAUGCUGCCAUCAGAGAUUGUGAUAGAGCUAUUCAGAUUAACCCUGAUUCAGCACAGCCUUACAAAUGGCGAGGGAAAGCCCACAGGCUGUUGGGUCACUGGGAGGAGUCUGCACAUGACCUGGCAUUAGCCUGUAAACUGGAUUAUGAUGAAGAUGCUAGUGCCAUGCUGAAGGAAGUGCAGCCCAGAGCUCAGAAGAUUGCGGAACACAGAAGAAAAUAUGAACGAAAGCGUGAAGAAAAAGAAAUCAGGGAAAGGAUGGAAAGAGUAAAGAAAGCUCGAGAGGAACAUGAGAGAGCUCAAAGGGAGGAAGAGGCUCGACGACAAACGGGAGGACCUCCGUUUAGUGGCUUCCCAGGUGGUUUCCCAGGUAAUUUUCCUGGUGGCAUGCCUGGCGGUAUGCCUGGUGGCAUGCCUGGAAUGGGGGGCAUGCCUGGUCUCAAUGAAAUUCUCAGUGACCCUGAAGUUCUUGCAGCCAUGCAGGAUCCAGAAGUCAUGGCAGCUUUCCAGGAUGUUGCACAGAACCCAGCAAACAUGUCAAAGUACCAGAAUAACCCCAAAGUCAUGAAUCUCAUUGGCAAACUAUCAGCCAAAUUUGGAAAUCAACCCUAAAAUCCCCUUCCAUUGCAAGAGGUGGGGGAUGUUGCAAUAACACAAACCAUUGUACCUAUAAUUCUCAGAAGAGAAUUAGGGUGCUCUGGGUAGAAUCCCUUUUCCUCCUCCCUCCAUGCUUCAGAAAUGGCAGUCACUUUGAUUGUAUUCAGGUUUUAUUUCAAAAAAAUACAUUUCCCCCUCUCAGCACCUUUGCCCAGGAGUUUGUCUUACUCAACAGUAGUGCAGUUUCUUUUAAAUUUUUAUUAAUUGUAAUCUUCCAGUAGAUUGUACCAAAAUGUGUUGGGUGGGUGGGGGGCUAUUUUCGGAGGGGCAGGUUUUUGUUUUUUUUAAAGUAAUAGUGUGGGUUUCUGCUUCCCAGUAACUGAACUCCUUUGUGAGAGCUUGUAACAAUUCUUAAGUUCUAACAUAAGUGAGGAUCAGUAUUUUUUAUUUUAACUGGAAGAAAUAAUACACAAUUAAUAUUCUUUUUUAUAUAUUCACAAGGGUGACUUAAAUAGUUGCAAACAGAUUCUUCACAGAUCAGAUCCCUGCAGCAGUGGGUUAGGCUUUUAAUAUGUUGGUACAAAUGCUGUUGAGGCUGGACUACUUAUACAAUCAAUGUUGAGCCAAUUAACUUGUUAAUUGUCUCUGUCAAGUUGUGUAGGGGGCAAAUGUUUUUAUUAACAUUAGUCAGCUGAAUAACUUCAAAAGGUAGGAGCCUUUCUGUAACUAUUGAACAUUAUUCUUGGUUUAAUUUCCUAAUAUUGUAGGAGGAAAACAAAUUGGUUGUAUUCAUUUUUUAAAUAAUUCAGAAUGAAUAUAUACAGCAUAGAUCUUAAGAUUGGUAAAGUUCUGGAUUCUCAUUUCAUGGAAGCUCUAAUGAACUUACAUAUCUUUUGCAGCUGAGUACUUCCCUAUUUCCAUAUAUCCUAGUUCAGAGUAUCAAAUACUGAUUUUUAUAGGGUGGGGGGUUGUUUGUCAUACUAUCACAUUGAUACUUGUGGAGCUUGAGUUGAAAGGAAGAGAAGGAAGACCUUUGUUGGAAUGGCAAAUAUUCAGUAUAAUUACAGCAUGUGUAUUCAUUGGACACUUUGCUGAAAUGUUCAUUGAUAACUAAUACAAUUAAAUCUGUUAUUUUCUCUCUACUAAAAUUUUGAUUCCCGCUCUUAAUGUUGGAAACCUUGUUAUAAUUACGUCUUGGUCUCUUCUAGGGCUUUUGAAUGUUUCCUGUUCUGUGCUCUUGUAAUUUUGUCUGAACCCAUAAGUGAUGUAUGCUUUCUGUUUGUUUAAAUCUGAACAGAUUUAGGAACCCACUUCUAAAAAUAAACUCCAGAAAGUUUUUUUCUUCUUCAUACAAUAAUAAUCUCAUUGAAUGAAAAAAUAUGAAUCCAUUUUUGCUUAAGAAUUAGUUCUGAAAAUACUUCUAGUUGCCUUUAAAAACAAUAAAGACUGGUUUUGAAUAA
This is a messenger RNA of Podarcis raffonei (Aeolian wall lizard), 2620 nucleotides long. RefSeq names its product ST13 Hsp70 interacting protein (gene ST13). Lineage: Eukaryota; Metazoa; Chordata; Lepidosauria; Squamata; Lacertidae. Gene Ontology annotation, molecular function: protein dimerization activity; Hsp70 protein binding. The transcript has 12 exons. The record is from RefSeq and is a predicted model, not a curated record. Bases 51 to 1175 code for a protein of 374 amino acids.